This is a messenger RNA of Macroventuria anomochaeta, 981 nucleotides long. Its product is annotated as BSP-domain-containing protein. Lineage: Eukaryota; Fungi; Ascomycota; Dothideomycetes; Pleosporales; Didymellaceae. The transcript has a single exon. The record is from RefSeq and is a predicted model, not a curated record. Bases 1 to 981 code for a protein of 326 amino acids.
AUGUCUCCAGCUCCAACAUCGAGCUCCACCCUGCCUGCCCCACAGGCCUCCGCAUUGUCCCCAGCUACUCACGACGAGCACAGCACACCACAGCAAAGCAGCACAACAACACAAAACGAGUCCUCGAGGACAAAGGUCAAGCCGCAGCGCAAGCCCCUACUUCGCCUCGAGCUCCGAGAUCUAUCAUCAGACGGCUCCCGCGCGUUCCUCCGCCUCGUACAUGCCUCCUCAGCUCUCGUGUCUGCAGUCGACACUGUCUUACGUCUACUCUACACCGACAUUGAGAAGUCAUGCAUACCGCCUACAAGAUCAAUCACAUUGGUGCUUCGAGACAUGGACGGUGUAGCGUACACGACCGGUCUCGACAUCGAUGACGACCACAAAGAAAUCCACCUCAGCACCAAAUACAUCGAGCACGUCGCAGAGUCGAGGCAAAAGGAAGAGAUAAAUGGUGUUCUCGUACAUGAGAUGGUACACUGCUGGCAGCACCAUGGCGGCAACACUGCGCCUGGGGGCUUGACAGAAGGUGUGGCUGAUUGGGUGCGUUUAAAGGCAGGCUAUGCGCCCCCUCAUUGGAGACGCAGGGGCGAUUGCGAUUGGGAUGUUGGAUAUGAACGUACGGCAUACUUCCUUGAGUGGCUGGAGAAGGAGCAUGGCGAUGAUGUGGUGAGGAAGAUCAAUCAGGCGCUGAGGGGCUGCAGGUAUGAUGCUAAGAAGCUUUGGCAUGAUUGCUGUGGGAAAAGCAUCGAGAAGUUGUGGGAAGGAUACAAGAGGAGCUUGGAGUGCGACGAUGACGAGAGACAAAAGACAGAGGACGCCACGAGAACAAGAGAACCGCAACAAGAGCAGAGUGCUUCGCACGAAGAAAAGCCGCAGAGCGAGGAUGUGUCAACUGCGUCAACAGAGGAUCACAGGACACUGCGCGAAAAAGCACGGCGAGGCGGCAAUAUGAUGGUACCAGUGCGUCCAGGUAUAUCGUGA